AUGAAUAGAGCUAUUAAUUCUAACAUAUCAGAAAAGAAAAAGAAUAAAUCUGAGGCAGAGACAGCAGCAGGAAAGAAUCUUAAAGAAGAUAGAGCAGAAACAGUCCAUGCCGUAUUUGAUGGCUACUUUCCUUUUGACAGCCUCACUUCAUUUAUUAUCGCAACAGACAUGUUCUACAUGUUUUAUGUAGGAUGCUCUUUUUUCUACUACUAUUUUUUUGGUAGUUCUAUUAGAAAUGCAGAGACGCUCAAUUUCCACUUUGUGUCCAUUGUUACCCUGCUGAUUAAUGGUGUUAGCAUAUUUUUAUUUUCUAUAUUUGGAGUGCUCAAUCAGGUUUUUGCAAUUAAUUAUCAGAAGAGAUUGAGACAAGCCGUACACAAUUUGUUUCUUUUGACUAGCGCGUAUAUGAUAGUAGUACUGUUUGUGCUUAUUUGCACAAUGUACAUCAAUGGCGCUCAAGACAGGUAUAUAUUUGACUUUAUAAUAGGCAAGACUUUCGUAGUGUACAAUACCAUGUUCCAGCCAUUUUUCAUAUACAAAAUGGUAGUGAGCAUAGCGUAUUAUAUGGAGGGAAUGAAGCUUGUUUUUGGAAAUAGAAGAUAUAACCAAUUCUUCUUAGUUCUUAUCUGGGUUUGCCUCAUUAUAUCUGUCUUUUCUUAUCGCACAUGGAUUUACAAUAUAUUUAUAGACAUCUACGAAUAUAUAUCUCAAUGA
This is a messenger RNA of Nematocida minor, 714 nucleotides long. RefSeq lists its product as uncharacterized. The transcript has a single exon. The record is from RefSeq and is a predicted model, not a curated record. The coding region runs from base 1 to 714 and encodes 237 amino acids. Lineage: Eukaryota; Fungi; Microsporidia.